UAGACAGGGAACGUACUGAAGCAGCUAGCUUCUUGUGACCAAUUUCUGUUAUGUUUAAAUAAGUUUUGCGUCGAUCAAAAUUUUAUCUGUAGUCAUGUGAAGCAAUGUGACAACUAAGUUAAAAAUUUUAUAUUAUUUAUUGGUUAACUAUGAACGGAUGAAUAUUCAUACCAAAUUAAUUUUUCCUUGCGACGCAUACACUACGAGUGGCCUUGUGCAAUAAUUGCUACGUUUUUGCGCAGCAAUAUGAGGAGCAGCAAAGGUUUCAAGUGUUUAUUAAGAGCCCAAACUUUGUCAUUCAGUAAAGCUCUUCAUCGCGGGCUUAGUAAUCAAAUUCCGACCGGUGAAAGAUAUAAAAAAAAUUCGAAUUUAUUCAUAAAUUGUUUCUGGUGUCAAAGCCAGUCUCUCCGCAAAUUCCAAUUAGUUGAAACACAGCACCGGAGUCUUCAUUUGCGCUUCAACGAAGGAAAAGGUUUUAACUUGACAAGAGAUGCAGUUUCCCCUAUUGCUGAGAGUCAGGGAGACAAGCUUGCGCUGAUAUUAUCGGACGGCAGGAGCAAGCGACACGAGAUCAGCUACAGGAAACUCUUGGACGACUCCACCGCCCUCGCGACCGCCCUCAGCAGCGCUUCGCUGGCGUCCCUUGGCGCCUGUUGGCCUGAGGGCGCACGACGACCGCGCCUCGCGCUGGUGGUGCUGCCCAAGAUCGUCGAGUGGUGGCAAGUCAACCUCGCCGCUUACUGGUGCGGUAUGACUAUUUCUGUGGGUACGCAGCUACUGAAGAGACGUGACCUCGAGUACCGCUUGGCGCAGAGCGGCGCAGACUGCGUCUUCUGCGGACCUGACCUGCUGGAGGCCGUGGACGGCUGGGUACGCUACGAGGAACUGCUCAACGCCAAAUUCGCUCGUCCAGCAAUUGCCUGUCACCUCACGCAGCCUGAUGACGUCUGCCAUAUUUUCUUCACUUCAGGAACUACUGGAUACCCAAAGAUGGUCCCUCAUGAGCAUUUCAGCUACGCCAGAGGCCACCAAGCUACCGUCAGGUGGCUAGAUUUAGGUCCAGACGAUGUUUUCUGGAACGUGGCAGACACGGGCUGGGCCAAAUCCAUCUGGUCCGGUCUAUAUGCCCCUCUCAUGGCGGGAGCCUCUUCAUUUGUACACCAAAUGGAGAGGUUUGAUCCUGUAGAAACUGUAGCGACUCUACAACGCGAGCCGAUCAGCGUGCUAUGCGCUCCACCGGCCGCGUACAGGGCGCUAGUGCAGCUGCCGCUCGAGAGCUGCACGUUCAAAAGUCUUCGUCAUUGCGUGAGUGGGGGCGAGCCUCUCAACCCCAGCGUCCUGAAGACUUGGACCAAGAAAACUGGCCUUAAUAUCUACGAGGGUUACGGCCAGAGUGAAACAACAUUGAUGUGCUGCACGCUGCCCGGCAUGACAAUCAAGCCUGGCUCUAUGGGGCAACCAGUUCCUGGCUACGACAUCAGGGUCAUCAAUGAAGAUCUUGAAGAGGAGGCGACUGGUGUCGAGGGCCAGGUCGCGGUCAAGAUUAAACCCAGACAUCCAGACGGCCUCUUCACCGGCUACCUCGGCAACCCCGAGAAAACAGCGCAGGCGUUCCGAGGUUCCUUCUACCUCACCGGCGACCGCGGAUACGUUGACGAGGACGGAUACCUGUGGUUCGUUGCCAGGGAUGAUGACGUCAUCAUUACUUCUGGGUACCGCGUGGGGCCGUUCGAGGUGGAAUCUGUGCUGCUCGAGCACCGCAGCGUCUCGGAGGCUGCCGUCGUCGGCGUGCCGGACUACCAACGUGGCCACAUCGUGAAAGCCUUCAUCGUUUUGUCGGAAGAAGCGGCGCAAGGAAUUCAAGAUGAGGGAGGAGCGGAGCGUCUAAUGCAGGAGCUUCAAGAACACGUGAGGCAGAACACAGCUCCGUACAAAUACCCCAGGCAGAUCGAGUUCGUGAGGAGUCUGCCUAAAACUGUGAGCGGCAAAAUCCGAAGAGUUGAACUUCGCAAAAUCGAAGAAAAUCGAAAACAAAAGUGAAUGGAGUGAGUGGUGAGAAGCAUUCUGAUUAAAAUUGUAUUUCUACGGCAAUAAAACUUGAGUUUGCGUAACCAAUAUGUACGCACACCAGCUAAAUUAUGAUCCCGAAACAUAAAGAUUUAAUGUAAGUUUUAUUGCAGACGAGAAAAUUACACUCAAUAUCAUUGACAUUGAAUGUAUAUGCGUGAGUAUGUUUGGAGGCUGGCACGGAAAAUAUAUAGGGGCUUUUGGAGCCUGUGAUCCUGAAUACGUAUAGUAUCAGAAUAUUAGCUGAGAAUUUCAUUCACAACGAUUGAUCGUGGCAGCAAUAAACGAUGAAGAGAGUUGGAUUCCAAACUAUAAUAUAAUUUUUACCUCGUGGCGAAAAUUUUAUUCGAAGAUAAUGAGAGCAUCGAAAGCUUAGCUCUGUCGCCGAUUCUUAACAUCGCAGAACAUUAAUUUACAGCUUGUUGCGGUCUCGAACAGGCAGCUCACUGCUCCAAUUUUGCUGUGCUUAGCCGCCCGAUCACCUCGCUGGUUCUGACAAGGACUUACGCACAGAGCUGGGGUCGAACUCUAAUCUCUCUGCUUCAAUCUCGAUACUCUAAUCUGAAAUAAAAAGUGUAGCAUCUUCAUUCCAAAACGUUGAUGUUUUACAUCUUUCCACCAUCGGCUUCACUCCACUCAUUGUCAUCUGUUCUGUUGGUCAAUACACACUAUAGUUGUAGUUUAUCGGUGGUGGAAAAAUUCAAAUUCACACUUCAUAAAAAUGAAAAUAAUCAGCUAUCGGGCCAAUCACUGUUAUAGCCAAAUUAUUUAUUCCAGGUCAUGUCAUAUAUUUGGUCAUUUAACAUCGACGCCGUGACCAAGCUCAUGAAACAAAAAUCUGACUUGUGCAAUAUAAUAAUCAAUUUUAAGAAGAAACGUUUGAAACGAAAAAUAAUUGACCAUCCCCAAAGUUAACUUCAUGUUUUCCAUUUCAUGUAAGGCGAUUGAAACUUUAGAGCCCCUAUAGAGAUUAAAAAAUUGUUCCACUUUACAACCUGAAACACCAAAUGGUAGCCGAGUUAAUAUUAUAGUUUCAAAUGAAACAAUCGAGUUCUCUCCACAAUACCCAAUAUUGUAUUUACGCCAUUUCAAAUGCCUACGUUAUGU
Messenger RNA from Hyalella azteca, 3174 nucleotides. Its product is annotated as acyl-coenzyme A synthetase ACSM3, mitochondrial. NCBI's taxonomy places the organism in Eukaryota, Metazoa, Arthropoda, Malacostraca, Amphipoda, Hyalellidae. The transcript is spliced from 14 exons. The record is from RefSeq and is a predicted model, not a curated record. Gene Ontology annotation, biological process: fatty acid biosynthetic process; acyl-CoA metabolic process. Gene Ontology annotation, molecular function: fatty acid ligase activity; fatty-acyl-CoA synthase activity. The coding region runs from base 247 to 2040 and encodes 597 amino acids.